CUCACAGAGACGUCGCCACCGCUGCCCCUCGCCCCGGCAGCGCGGCGGCCCGGGCCGCGCACUUCUGCGUGCGGCUGUGUUGUGUCUCAGCGACCGGCCCUCCGCCUCGUCCCCGCCCGUGGAAGGAGGGGCCGCCCCGGCCGCCUGGCGGGAGAGCUGUAGCGGUGCCUUUCCUCUCCUCGGCCUUUCUCCGCCGCCACACGCGUGACGCGCGGCCUCGCUGGGGCCGCCUUUGUCAGGCUCCGGGCCCUCGGCUAGGCCCGCUCCUUCUCCUGGGAGCCAUGUCGGAGCAGACGGGCUUGGCCCUGCCGCAGACCAUGGACAGAAGCUGCUGGGUUUGCUUUGCUACCGAUGAGGAUGAUCGGACAGCAGAGUGGGUGAGACCUUGCAGGUGCAGGGGCUCUACGAAAUGGGUUCAUCAGACUUGUCUGCAGCGCUGGGUGGAUGAAAAGCAAAGAGGAAACAGUACUGCUAGAGUUGCUUGUCCUCAGUGCAAUGCAGAAUAUUUAAUAGUCUUUCCAAAGCUAGGUCCAGUUGUUUACGUUUUGGAUCUUGCAGAUCGACUGAUCUCAAAGGCAUGUCCAUUUGCUGCAGCUGGAAUAAUGGUGGGCUCUAUAUACUGGACAGCUGUUACAUACGGAGCUGUGACAGUGAUGCAGGUUGUGGGUCACAAAGAAGGUCUUGACGUCAUGGAGAGAGCUGAUCCUUUAUUUCUUUUGAUUGGACUUCCAACUAUCCCAGUCAUGCUAAUAUUGGGCAAGAUGAUUCGUUGGGAGGACUAUGUGCUCAGACUGUGGCGCAAAUACUCUAAUAAGCUACAAAUUUUGAACAGCAUAUUUCCAGGCAUUGGAUGUCCUGUUCCUCGUAUUCCAGCAGAGGCCAACCCCUUGGCAGAUCAUGUCUCUGCUACACGUAUUCUAUGCGGAGCUCUAGUUUUCCCUACUAUUGCCACAAUAGUUGGCAAGCUGAUGUUCAGCAGUGUUAACUCAAAUUUACAAAGGACAAUCUUGGGUGGAAUUGCCUUUGUUGCCAUAAAAGGAGCUUUUAAGGUUUACUUCAAACAGCAGCAAUAUUUGCGCCAAGCUCACCGCAAAAUUUUAAAUUAUCCUGAGCAAGAAGGAGCAUAAGGCUGUGAUCUCCAGAUGCCAUACAGUCUCACCUAACAGGUUUCCAUGUUGUAUUGGUUCCAUCAUUACUGCACAGUAGUGGAGAAUUGUGAUAAGUCGCUGCUCCUGUUUCUUUUUCUUAAAAUACAAUAAAGCGCUGUCUUGUGGCAGGGUAAAUCCUUUCAGCAAUCACUGAACCUAAGAAUGUGACUUGGCUUUCAUUAUUUUUGGGUAUUUCUGUUGAGCAACAGGGUUCUGAAUUAUUUUCUUUGAGCCAGUAUGCUGAAUGAGGAAAAAAAAGGCAUCAACUACAGAACAAGAACAUUUUUAAAUUGUGUAGUUAAUGUAGGCUAUAUCUAAAUGCCUUUUCUGUACAUGUUUUCAUACCCACUGCUAUCAUCCAGUUCAGCAUUUCACCCAGUGAAGGGAAUUUUUUUUAGAAAGGAGAUGUGAGUCAUUACCAACGAGAAGAAACUGGGACAUCAGUCAACAAUUUCCUUGGGUUUUGCUGGUAUUAAACAGGGAGUGUAAAAUACUCAAAUGACUGGUCAGAGAAAGCAGAAGAUAGAUCACUCUCUACAGGACUUGUGUCAGCUUUAGCCACCUGAGUACUAGGUGUUGGAAUCAGCAUGGCUUCCAGGUGACUAUUUUGUUACUGGUAAUAUUUUUUUGUCCUGUUCUAUCUUCUGCAGUGCCUGUUGUUAUUUUCCCAUGGCUCUCUUACUGUUUUGUAACUGGUGCUCAACAGCAUUUUUUUCCUCCACAGUAAAAUAAUUACAUGGGGGAAGUAAGUUUCUGUUGCUGAUUUUGUAGCUAAGUAUUGGAGCACUUGUUUAGUUUUCAUGUUCCUUUUAUGUAAAUACCUGUACAAGUACAAAGAGCAGUAGAAGUGUGAGGAAACAACACUGGUCACUAAAGCUACACUUAAACUGAGAGAUGAGGGCAUCCUUCUGAACUUCCAGACCUGGGUGCGUAAUGAGCUCCGUACCAGGACUGGGCUCCCUUCUGCCCAUACCAGCUCUAGUGGAAGGACUGGCAGGACGGGCCACGUUACACCUUGGGUGUCUAAUCUGAGCGUGGGAUGUAACCAGCAGGCUAAACGCUCUUAAGACAACUUGGCUCCAUUCUGUAAAGGACUGAAGGAUAAAUCUUAAAUGCGUAAUAAACUACGUUUAUUUAUACAGUAAGCUUUACUGUUGUAUGUUCAAAGGAGCCAGCUGAGGGAGACAUUAGCACUUCAGUUAUCUGAUGUAUUCAUAAACUUAAUUUCAACAGAAAUUAACUGUGGUGUUAAGUUAAAUUUUGACAAACAUAAUAUGGCCGUUUAAUACUCAUACCAGACCUAAACUAGAUUGAGUACUUGAAGUUUUUUCUUAACAACAGUUUGUUUGUUUUUCUCAGAGUUGUGGGGUUUUUGUUUUUUUCUUGUUCAUAUUAGUAUGUCAAAUGCAUGGAGAAAGGUUUAAAACAUCUUUUAGUGGAAUUACUCAUAAGUAAAUAUUUCUUUUCACCAGAAAAGUAAAUGCAGAAUGGACUUCAUAUUUGACUGCAAUAAUGUAUGUUUGAGAAAUUCAAAAUAUGGUACCUUUUCUAUAGUAUGUUUAUCUUAAUUACCGAGAUGUAAUAUUUUAGAACUGUACAAAAGUGUAUAUAAUGGCCAACUAGUAUUCAAAAACUAUACAGAUACGGAAAAUUAUACAUUCAAUCAAUAUCAAAUACUUUUGAGGUUCUUGCUGUAACUGAAGAAUUACUAUAAUCUUGUAAGUCUGCUGAUUAUAUUUGUCUUGGUGGGCUCACUUUUAUACAAAACUCUAAAUAGAGUAGCAACCUCUGAAUGUUGCUGCUUUCUGUAAGAUAGUCUUGAAACAAUAUAAUAUGUAUUUCUUACAGAAUUCCUCAUUUCAAGAAAACAGCUUUUCAGUGGUCUUCACUGUAUAUAUUUCCAAGCAAUUUAUUACUUGUUUUUAAAGUCUUAUGAAGAAUUGAAUGAUGAAACUAGUGGGUUUGAAACUGGUUCCAUUGGAAAGCUAAUUGUCUCCUCUGGAAGUUAAAGCUAUUGUAAAAAUAAAAUUAUAAAAAUAACUGUAUGGAUGAUAAAAUGAUUUCACCUGAUUGGCAGAAGGUCAUUACUCUGUAAAUCUUGUUUUUAAGUAUUGCAAAUUAUAGUUACAUUGAAUUAGGUUGAAUAAAUAUUUUUUACGCUC
This is a messenger RNA of Falco peregrinus (peregrine falcon), 3310 nucleotides long. RefSeq names its product membrane associated ring-CH-type finger 5 (gene MARCHF5). The record is from RefSeq and is a predicted model, not a curated record. The transcript is spliced from 6 exons. Gene Ontology annotation, molecular function: zinc ion binding. The coding region runs from base 282 to 1127 and encodes 281 amino acids. Lineage: Eukaryota; Metazoa; Chordata; Aves; Falconiformes; Falconidae.